AUGCGCUACGGGAAGAUGGUGCUUCCAGAGAGGAUUGGAUGCCUCACUAACCUCGAGACUCUUCAACUACAUGGAUGCAUGCAAGAGCAGCCGCCUCCUUCACUCACGCAGCUGGUUUCUCUAACAAGUAUUGAGCUUGCUUUUUGCUCAGUUGUCGAGCUUCCUGAAGGCCUGCAGAAUAUGAGUAACCUGCAGCAUCUCCACAUUCGAAACUGUCCUGCUCUUAACGAGAUUCCAGAAUCUGUUAUAGGGCUGACAAGGCUCACAGCCUUGAUCAUUGAGCGGUGUGAACAGCUUGCUGUGCUGCCAAGAAGGCUGAGCAACCUUGGGGAGCUGAAGAGGUUGGAGGUAACUGGGUGCAGACGGCUAUACAACAUUGACGAGUUUCCUUUUCCCUUGAGCCCAGUAUCUCAGCUCCACGUCUUGAGUAUCUGUCAUGGUGAAAGGAUUCGAACUCUUCCAGGAAGCAUCGGUUCCGCAUUGCAGCAGCUGCGGGGUUUGCAAAUUUGUUACUUACAUGAGCUUCGGGAGCUGCCAGAAACGGUUUCACAGCUCCAACACCUGACAUCGCUGAAGGUCGUUGCACCCAAGCUGGCCUCGGUUCCUGACGGGAUUGGUGCAUUAUCCAGGUUGCGCAAUCUGGAUCUGACAGACUGUAAGGCCCUGCAUCAGCUACCAUCAUCGCUCACACAGCUUCGUUGCCUCUCUGUGCUGCGACUAUGCAGUACUUCCAUCAGCUCCCUUCCUCCGAGGUUUGGACAGCUGACCAGGUUGAGGACACUCAGCCUCUCUGGCUGUGAGCAAUUGACAGCCUUGCCAGAGGAUUUGACAGAGCUGAAGCUGCUGCAAUACUUGAAAUGUGAAGGGUGCACGCAAGCAAUCAAUGGCAUGUCCCGUGCAUUGCGCUGUGCCGUCCGAGACAUGCAUGGGCUGACCUUUGUUGAACAUUAG
Messenger RNA from Closterium sp. Yama58-4, 951 nucleotides. NCBI's taxonomy places the organism in Eukaryota, Viridiplantae, Streptophyta, Zygnematophyceae, Desmidiales, Closteriaceae. The record is from the annotation of a GenBank genome assembly.